UUUUUAUUUAUUUUUAGUUUCGUAAUUUAGACUUCACUAUUGAAGACAUCUCAUUCUCAAAGAAGUCAACAGAAUUUUCUCGCUUGUCGAUUUUACAGUAUGGCCCAAAAGAGGAUCAAGAAGGAAUUGCUAGAUUUAGGGAAAGAUCCCCCGACCAAUUGCUCAGCUGGUCCUGUGGGAGAUGAUUUGUUUCAGUGGCAAGCUACAAUUCUUGGACCAACUGACAGUCCAUAUGCUCAAGGUGUAUUUUUUCUCACUAUAAAUUUCCCUACAGAUUAUCCAUUUAAACCUCCAAAGGUUGCCUUCACUACAAGAAUCUACCAUCCAAACAUCAAUAGUAAUGGCAGCAUAUGUCUGGAUAUAUUAAGAAGUCAGUGGUCUCCUGCCUUGACUAUUUCAAAAGUACUCUUGUCAAUUUGCUCUCUGUUGACGGACCCAAAUCCAGAUGACCCUCUGGUUCCAGAAAUAGCACGUAUUUACAAGACAGACCGUGACAAGUACUACAAGGUGGCUCGUGAAUGGACACAAAAAUAUGCUCAGUAGAAACAAAUGGGAUCAGUAAAUGUAAAAAGAGAAUUGUAUAAAUUUUAAUGCAUACAUUCUGCUUGGCUUGAAAAGAUUGUGUUGACCAUGUACAGAGACCUUUUUCUUGUUUGAGUUUUCACACAUCAACAUACUACAGACAGUCGUUGUUUUGAUAUUUUUUCCAAUAUUGCACAUUGAUCCAAUGACUAAUUUGUAUUAUUUUAUAAUUACUUUUUUUUUUUUUUUUUCAAUUUAUUUUGAUGGAAGAAUUGAACAGCUUAAAUACUCAACUUGUCACUUCCCAUUCUGAUGACUGUAUGAUGGGGGGUAACUCCAUUGGCCUGCAUUUUUGUUGUCCUCACAUUUGGUUUAUCCCCCUUCCCUUUUGUUUUUUUGGUUAACUUGUGGCUCCCAACUAAGGUCCAAUUAAACCCAACUUUGGCGACAUAAAAGAAAGCAAUAGUUUAUGCAAUGUAAGAGUGACUAAACAGUUUUGUAUUUUUUUCAGUUUUGCUUGGUGAACAGACAUGUUCUAUUGUACAAGAAAGAAAACAACUUAGCUUCACCCUGUCACUGUACAUUAUGUUCAUGUUAUUGUGGCGUCUUCUCCAGUCAUUCUGUGCAUCUUUUGUCCUUUUCGUACACCUUUAACUAAGUUUUUUUUUGUUUUUUUUUUUGAAAGGCUCUAAUACUUUGUAAAGCAUUGAUUUGAAACAAAUUUUGUGGUAAAUGGUGCAUUUUGUGGAGAGUUUUGGACAUCUUACUAAAACCUUUAAUUUAAGCUUACAAGAACAGAUCUGUAAUGAGAGGGUCUUCCUGCUCUAAGGAUAAUCCUGAAUUCAGUUGUGUAAAUAUUUGUCUGCCAUUCAAUACAAAAAUAAUAAAAUGUCAAGAAUCACCAUAA
Molecule: messenger RNA, 1429 nt
Organism: Biomphalaria glabrata
Lineage: Eukaryota; Metazoa; Mollusca; Gastropoda; Planorbidae
Product: ubiquitin-conjugating enzyme E2 D3
Exons: 6
Coding region: 100-543 (147 amino acids)
Biological process (GO): protein polyubiquitination; ubiquitin-dependent protein catabolic process
Cellular component (GO): nucleus
Molecular function (GO): ubiquitin conjugating enzyme activity
Source: RefSeq, a predicted model, not a curated record